Messenger RNA from Mizuhopecten yessoensis (Yesso scallop), 1272 nucleotides. Its product is annotated as gastrin/cholecystokinin type B receptor-like. Gene Ontology annotation, molecular function: G protein-coupled receptor activity; peptide binding. The coding region runs from base 16 to 1272 and encodes 418 amino acids. Lineage: Eukaryota; Metazoa; Mollusca; Bivalvia; Pectinida; Pectinidae. Gene Ontology annotation, cellular component: membrane. The transcript is spliced from 3 exons. Gene Ontology annotation, biological process: G protein-coupled receptor signaling pathway. The record is from RefSeq and is a predicted model, not a curated record.
UUGUAUCUAAGUAACAUGGCCCUAGCCGACUUGUGCGUGAGUCUCAUUUGUGUGCCGAUGGCCGUAGGACAAGCCCUCUACCGGGUUUGGAUAUACGGGGAGUUCAUGUGUAAAGUCACAGUCUAUUUACAAGGUGUGACAGUAGCCGCCAGUAUCUACACCAUAGCUGUUCUCAGCGUGGAUCGUUUCCUUGCCAUCAGACAUCCGAUGAUUUUCCGACGGGUCAGCAACACGAGGUCUGCAGUUAAACUUAUAACUGCUAUCUGGGUGUUGUCAGUAGCCAUCAUGUGUCCCCUAUUAUUCAUGAGGAGGGUGGACGUGGUAUCAGUCAUCCCUGGCGAGCCUUUGUAUCUGUGUAAUGAAGUGUGGCCAGAUCUUGCACAUCGCCAAGUAUAUGACCUUCUCCUGUUCGCCAUUUUGUAUGCGGUACCCGGUGUUAUUAUUGGCAGCUCAUAUGGUCUCAUAGGAAAGGAACUAUGGACAGAGGACAAGAAUUUACAACGAACUGAGUCAGAAACUAGUCGGGGUCUUGGUAAACACGUCAUGAACGGCAGGAAGAGGGUGGCGAAGAUGCUGAUAGCGCUGGCCAUCCUUUUUGCCGUGUGCUGGUUACCGUAUCAUAUUGUAAGUCUAUACUUAGACUUUCAUAGACGUCACGUGCAGCCCUUUCUCACAGUACUUCCGUUUACAAUUCUUGUAGGACAUGCUAACAGUGCUCUUAAUCCAGUUUUAUAUUUUUAUUCAAGCAAAAGUUUUCGUAAAUAUCUAUUUAGAUUUUUAAAAUGUAAGAAAAGAAGUGCAAAAAGAAAUUUUGCAGUCCGGUAUACGCCUCCUAAUGGUGCUUUUGAAAUGCGUGCUACUAAUCGGCCGCGCAUGCGUGUGAUAUCGUCAAGUACAUUCACGAGAACGAGGUCUACAGACAGUUUCCGGUUUUCACGAUCGUCAAACGCAAGUUUAAAAUCCACAAAUACAGUGACACGGUCGCGAGAUAGUUCCUCGAGAGACAGAUGUAUAUCGCGAGAAAAGUGUUAUUUCAGAAUGGACACAAAAGCCUUUAACCUCACUGUGCCGGGACAGGGAAAAAAGUACGAAACUAUCAAGGCACUCGUUUAUGCUCACAAAAGGGAGAUUCUCGAUAGAUCUCUCAGUAUCCCUACGACAAUCAACGAGGAGAGCAGCAGAAAGGAGUCGUUAACGCCAGCUCGCCCUCAGGCUAACCAAGCGCUUAUUCCACAAAUUCCGGAAUUGGAAGAAAUUGAGCUUUGUACAUGA